GGAUAGGGGUAUGGCUGGAUUCAAAGCUGCUCAAGGGAAGGCGGGAGAAGAUAACAAACCGGACAAAAUAUCAAGAGACAGAAGGACUGUGAAUCUGGAACAGAUCAUAUUUUUAACAGUGAAAGAAGAUCCAGUUUGCGCUCCAAGUUCCAACAGCCUCUUUUACUGAUGACGUUCAAAGCAAGUGUCAGAGAGGAGUGAACUGCCCUCACCGACGGUGCCAGAGAAGAGCAGCCUCCGUACAGGCCAGAGUCCUGUUGUCCACAUUUUCUGCCCUAGUUUGUCCCCUGCAACAUUCAAAACUGUUUCUCCAACGCUUCUACCAAAAACUGAAACUGUUUUCCAAAGCAGAAGCGGCCCAGCCCCCACAGUUGGAAGUCAUGGGGAGCCUGCGUAGCCACCGUUACAGUAUUGUGUCCUCGGAGGAAGAUGGCAUGAAGUUAGCGUCUAUUGCCGUUCCAAACGGCUACGGGAAUGGCAAUGUAAACAAGGCGCUCGCAGGGCAGCAGCGUCAGAGUCGCUUCGUAAGCAAGGAUGGCCACUGCAAUGUGCAGUUUAUCAAUAUGAGCGAAAAAGGCCAGCGUUACCUGGCAGAUAUCUUCACCACCUGCGUGGACGUCCGCUGGCGCUGGAUGUUUGUCAUAUUCUGUCUCUCCUUCCUUUUGUCAUGGUUGUUUUUUGGACUCGUCUUCUGGGUUGUGGCACUGGUAUAUGGGGACUUGGAGAACGAGACUCAAUUAUGUGUUUCCAAUGUGGACAGCUUCACUGCUGCCUUUCUGUUUUCAGUCGAGACCCAAACAACAAUUGGGUAUGGUUACCGCUAUGUGACCGAGGAAUGCCCUAUCGCUGUUUUCAUGGUGGUGUUUCAAAGCAUCGUUGGCUGCAUUAUUGAUGCUUUUAUUAUUGGUGCCGUCAUGGCCAAGAUGGCAAAACCAAAGAAGAGGAAUGAGACUCUGGUGUUCAGCCACUACGCCACAGUAGCAAUGAGGGAUGGUAAGCUUUGCCUGAUGUGGCGGGUGGGAAACUUGAGGAAGAGUCACCUGGUAGAGGCUCAUGUCAGGGCCCAGCUCCUCAAGUCCCGCACCACAGCAGAGGGAGAGUUCAUCCCCCUGGAUCAGGUAGACAUAGAUGUCGGCUUUGACAGUGGGAUCGACAGAAUCUUCCUCGUGUCUCCAAUUACCAUAGUGCACGAGAUUGACGAGGACAGUCCUUUCUACGAGAUGAACAAGCAGGAGUUGGAAACCUCUGAAUUUGAGAUUGUUGUGAUUCUUGAGGGCAUGGUGGAGGCCACUGCCAUGACGACUCAAUGUCGGAGCUCCUACGUGGCUGGCGAGAUCCUCUGGGGCCAUCGCUUCGAGCCAGUCCUGUUUGAAGAGAAGAACUACUACAAAGUUGACUACUCUCGUUUUGAAAACACUUAUGAGGUGCCCAGCACUCCCACCUGUUCUGCCAGGGAGCUGGCUGAAAAGAAAUCCAAUGCUUCCAGUCUGAGGAACUCUUUUUGCUACGAGAACGAAGUGGCUCUUGAGAAAGUUGAGAUGGAGGAGGAGUUUGAGGAGGACAACAGCAAGUUGAUGAGGGACGUUGAUGUUUGCGCUCUUGAGGACACAAGCAUAGAUUUGGCUACAAGCACUGAAUAUACCCUGGACUCUUUGCCUUUAGAAGCAAGGCCUCUGACAACAGAAUCAGAGAUAUGACUGCAAGGUGAUUAAAUGUUCUUUAACUUUAACCUGGUUAGUAUUUUUAAUAAUUGCAUGACAGUUUGUAGUGACCGGGUUUUAAAAGUCUCAUGCAAGAGCAGAGUGUGCACAAAACACCAAAUAUAAACAUGUUAUAUUAUUUAUGGUGACACUGCUUGCGUUGAUUGUGUUAUAAUAUGGGUUACAUGCCAUCAUGCACACAUAGUGCAGUAUGUUUCUCUUAACAGUUAUAAGAUCCGUUCGAUUGAUAACAUAUUUUUUUGUUUGCACAUUUUGCAUUAAGCAUCCUGAACUUAACAUUUAAUGUUUAUUUACAAGUGUCGCAAGGGGGUUGUUCAAAAUUAGAAUAAAAGGUUUUAACUUGUUUUAAAGGCUAAUUGUUAAUGAGCUGGUCUCUUAGCAAGAACUUCCAAUCCUUCAUGGUCAAAUAGAUAAAAAAGAAAUAUUAUUUGCACAAAUUUAAGCACACUACUCUGCUGUAAUUUCGUCCAUGUAGAGAAUCUUUUGCAACAUGUGCUUUAACAAAGCCUCCUGCUGGUUUUGCUUUGAUUGAGCAAAGGAUGCAUUAGAUUUCAACAGGGCGAAAAUAUUAUUCAUUGUUGCAGUUUUUUUCCCGUUCUUGCAGGUUUUUGUGUUUUAAUGUGCAAUACUGUCAGGGAUUAGGAAGAGACACAUAACCCAAACAUAAGCUUAAGAGGAAUGUUAAAGAUAAGUGCUGCUAAGUUUUAUAUUGUAAAGACAGAAAUCUCAGAGCCAAACUGUAUAAUUGCUAUUUUUUGUCAGAUUGCUAAUUGCACAUUGGUGUUUUAUCUAGCUGUAGAAAAGCAUGGUGGAAUGUUUUCUAAAGCUUUAGAGCACUUUUUUCUUCCUUAGCACAACUUUUUCCCCAAAGAAAAGCACAAACUGCUUUACUAUCCAGAGAUAGGUGUUUACGUAUUUGCUUUACGUUCAAAAUAAAAUCUGUCUUUCCUCAUCCAGCUUUGGCUGAUACACAGAGUGAAGAAUUAUUCAAACAGUUUUUAAUGACAGUUUUUGGCGUGUGAAAUGUGCAGAAUUUGGAGAAAUUCUAGUUACACACUAUUCCAAAAGUAUUCAAAACUUAUGAACUUUUUCAGAUUUUGUCCCAUUUCUAUUUAUUUUCCCAAACUUCAAAGUAUUCUACAGCUUUUUUGGGAUGUAGACCUACACAAGUGCUGCACAGAUGUAAAAAGUAAUUUCAGAAAAGUCAGAAAAGUGUGGCAUGUAUUUCUCUUCAGCUCCCAUUAUACAUUUGAAGUUUUUUUCUGCAAGCUUAUUGCUCUACUAAAAGGUUUGCCCUUUUUUAUUUGCUGAACAACUUAACCAGUGUGAGGCGGGAUGUACAUCAUCUAUUAACUGUUUAUUUUGUAACACUUGCCACAGCUUUUCGAUUGGUUUUAGUUCUGGAUUUGACUGGACAUCCUAUUAGAUAAUUAGACAUUAGACAUUUAGACCUUUAUGGCAUGAUUGACCUGGAAGAUAACCCUCCAACCUAAUCUGGAGUCGUCUCAAGCAAACCAGUCUCUAACUGGUUUACUUACAUUAUUUUUUAUUAUAUAAAUAAAUAA
This is a messenger RNA of Cyprinodon variegatus (sheepshead minnow), 3286 nucleotides long. RefSeq names its product inward rectifier potassium channel 2-like. The transcript has 2 exons. Gene Ontology annotation, biological process: regulation of monoatomic ion transmembrane transport; potassium ion import across plasma membrane. Lineage: Eukaryota; Metazoa; Chordata; Actinopteri; Cyprinodontiformes; Cyprinodontidae. Gene Ontology annotation, molecular function: G-protein activated inward rectifier potassium channel activity. The record is from RefSeq and is a predicted model, not a curated record. Bases 381 to 1697 code for a protein of 438 amino acids. Gene Ontology annotation, cellular component: plasma membrane.